AUGACGAGGUCUCGCGAACAUGCUUACGGGCAGGCUGAAUUCACCCCUGUGCUGCUCGGAACAAUAAGAUACAGUGCUGAAGACAGUGGUGCCCAACAGCAAAUGAUCGGCCGACGUCUGCUCAGGCACCUCACCUCAGAAGUUCCCAAGGUCCCUUUGGUGGUCAGCAUGGGACGCAGCGCCGGUGGAGCAGCCGACUUGUCUAGAGUCACAGUAGCCGUACAGUGGGCAACCAACGCAACCCUAUAA
Clonostachys byssicola is the source of this 249-nucleotide messenger RNA. NCBI's taxonomy places the organism in Eukaryota, Fungi, Ascomycota, Sordariomycetes, Hypocreales, Bionectriaceae. The record is from the annotation of a GenBank genome assembly.